GCUGCAGCUGCUCCGCGCCCCUCCCGCCCCGCUCCGCGCCGCCGCCGCCGCCGCUCUCAGCCUCUCCCCGCACGGCUCCCUGCACAACGGCUCCCGCUGGUCGCUCUCCUUCGACAUGUCCUCGCUGUCCAGCAGCCAGGAGGUCAGUCUGGCCCAGCUCCGUGUCCGUCUGUCCGGCCUCUCCCGCGCCCACAACGCCUCCCUGGACAUCUACCACAGCCAGCGCCGCCGGUGCCGCCCGGGCGGGGCUUGCCCCCACCAGCUCUUCCUGGGCACCGUGGUUGGCACCCCCUCUGCCAGCCAGGCCUCCUGGAAAGUCUUUGAGGUCACCGACCUGCUGCGGCGCUGGCUGCACCAAGCCGUGCCCGCCGGGCAGCAGAGCCGGUGGGAUGUGAACGGCUCCGCCGCUCCCGCCGCACCGGGAGACACCGACAGCACCGGGGACGCGGCAGACAGCGUGCUGCUGCUCGUCUUCUCCAAGGACAAGUCUCCGGGCGAGCACAGCCUCAUCAGGACGGCCGAGACAUCCAAGUACAUCAUGCGGGAGAGCGGCUGGAGGGGCGCGGGGCCGCGGCGGCAGCGCAGGACCAGGACGGACAGACAGCGCAUCAGAGGCGGCGCCCCGCGGGAGCAGGGCCGGCAGCAGGGCCGGCCGCUGUGCCGCAGGGUGGACAUGAUGGUGGAUUUCGAGCAGACGGGCUGGGGCAGCUGGAUCGUGUACCCCAAGAAGUACAACGCCUAUCGCUGCGAGGGGCUGUGCCCCUCGCCCGUGGAUGAGACGUUCAAACCCACCAACCACGCCUACAUCCAGAGUCUGCUGCAGCUCUACAAGCCCAACCUGGUGCCGUGCCCCGCCUGCUCCCCGGUGAAGAUGAGCCCCCUCUCCAUGCUCUACUACGAGAGGGGCGAGGUCGUGGUCCGCCACCACGAGGACAUGAUCGUCGAGGAGUGUGGCUGCAACUGAGGCACGGCCAGGAAGGUGCACAGGAGUGCCCCAAGGACCCAGGAGCACUGCACGGAGCAGCAGGGUGU
Molecule: messenger RNA, 1032 nt
Organism: Melozone crissalis (California towhee)
Lineage: Eukaryota; Metazoa; Chordata; Aves; Passeriformes; Passerellidae
Gene: NODAL
Product: nodal growth differentiation factor
Exons: 3
Coding region: 116-964 (282 amino acids)
Biological process (GO): SMAD protein signal transduction; BMP signaling pathway
Cellular component (GO): extracellular region
Molecular function (GO): cytokine activity; type I activin receptor binding; growth factor activity
Source: RefSeq, a predicted model, not a curated record